This is a messenger RNA of Paramacrobiotus metropolitanus, 939 nucleotides long. Its product is annotated as kunitz-type serine protease inhibitor bungaruskunin-like. The record is from RefSeq and is a predicted model, not a curated record. Gene Ontology annotation, molecular function: serine-type endopeptidase inhibitor activity. NCBI's taxonomy places the organism in Eukaryota, Metazoa, Tardigrada, Eutardigrada, Parachela, Macrobiotidae. Bases 384 to 722 code for a protein of 112 amino acids. The transcript has 3 exons.
CAUGAAGUUUACAUAUUCCGUUUCCGCCCGUAAAUACCGGCAUUUAAGUCGAAAAUGCGGGCAGCCUUCGUUGUUCAUUUCCUCAUACCGUGAUUUAAUUUUCUCCCACCUUGUGCCAAACGUGAAGCCGACUCGUGAAUGUUUUGACUGAGAUAUUAUAUAUUUACCGCCGUUAAAACAUCUAUACCUUUUUGAUAAAGCACAGCUGCCGCCGACGAUUUAAUCUGGCGUCAUAACUUUAUGCAACUCUUCCCUUCAUAAUUAAACUGCCGGCAUAAAUCCGCUAUUUAUUGCUAAGGAAAUUUUAAUUUGGAAAGUUUUUCUGCACCCUGCUGAUAAACUUUUAACCUCCAGUUCUUGCUGGUAUCCUCCUAUAUUAAAAAAUGGAUUCCAUGAUCCCGUUAUACUUUGUACUGAUUUCUUAUGCCCUGGUUCUUGCCACACCCUUCGUACGGAUCUCUGCAUCCGAUGCCCAGGCGAACUCUUCCAAUUCCACCAACGUUCCUCCUGUGCCUGGAGGUACACAAGGACCGGUCGAUUGUUCACUUGAAGCCGAAACUGGUCCAUGCAAAGCAGCUUUCGAAGCGUACUUCUAUAAUUCCACAGCGAGGGAAUGCCAAUAUUUUCUUUAUGGCGGAUGUGAAGGCAACAGCAAUCGGUUUGAAACCAAGGAAGACUGCAAAAUACACUGCCAGUCCGCAUCCAGCAAUGUUGUACAGUGAAGGCCAGAAACCAAGGCACAGGAUCCGUCACAGAGACAUAAAGUGCACAUUUCGAGAUUUUUUCCAGUGAUUCUUAUGUAAUAUCAGUAGAAGUUUUCUUUAUCUUGUGACUUUGAACUUUAUGUUCAGAAUGUUUUAUUUUGCAUCGCAUCGAUGUCAAUAUAUUGCGUAAUAAACCAUUUUAUGAAUCAAAAAUACGCCACUAUACACAUACGUU